This is a messenger RNA of Haliotis rubra (blacklip abalone), 2831 nucleotides long. Its product is annotated as D-beta-hydroxybutyrate dehydrogenase, mitochondrial-like. The record is from RefSeq and is a predicted model, not a curated record. The transcript has 7 exons. Bases 280 to 1350 code for a protein of 356 amino acids. Lineage: Eukaryota; Metazoa; Mollusca; Gastropoda; Lepetellida; Haliotidae. Gene Ontology annotation, molecular function: oxidoreductase activity.
UCAUGAACCGAAAGUCCAAUGAUUGAUAGUGAGAGCCACAAUUAUCGCCACAUAUGCGCUCGCUCACUCUAGAGUAGGUCGGGAAGCGGCACACCGACGAAAUCAAGACACCAGCAGUACAUUGUACUCGAGGUCAGGCUGCACUGUACUGUACAACGGGAUAUAUCACUACAGCACACUCCCCGUAUCGGACUUUAGACAGUAACAAGUGGCCUUCUUCAGUGUUACGAAGCAACGCCGUGGAUACACAGCCCCGAGGAUUGGACGCCUGCUGUUGAGAUGGCGACCCAAUCAAAUUUCUAUGUGCAAUGUAUCCCCGUAGCGGCCACGGCGGUCUUCGCAACGUUGAUAUACUACUUCAUCGACUACAUAUUCUGGUGCAUGAUAGCAGGUUGCGUUUUCUACGCCGUUGUGCUGUACUUCUUCAAAUCGGAUACACCCAAUCACAUAGAUCCGACAGGGAAGGCUAUACUCAUUACUGGAUGUGAUGCAGGGUUUGGUAAUAUGCUGGCGACGCGAGCGCACAAGCUCGGCUUUACGGUGUUCGCUGGCUGUCUGAACGACAACACAGAGGGGCCGCGAGAACUGCAGAGUACGUUCGAGGAGAGGAUGCACGUGUUGAAGAUGGAUGUGACGAAGGAUAGGGAAGUGAAUGAUGCCCUUAAGUACGUCCAGGAGAGAUGUCGAAGUACAGGCUUGUGGGCUGUUGUGAACAACGCCGGCAUUGACGGAGGAGGCCCAGUGGAGCUGUGCAGCUUGCAGUUCUACAAAGAAGUGUGUGAAGUCAACCUGUUCGGGGCCAUUAGAGUGUCCAAAACGUUCCUGCCACUUGUGAGGCAAGCUAAAGGUCGGAUAAUAAACGUGUCCAGUGAAAGAGGCCGCCUGGCAAGGGGAGGUAACUCGACGUACUGCAUUUCGAAGUACGGUUUAGAAGCUUUCUCUGAUGCGUUGCGGCAAGAGAUGAGGCGAUUUGGCGUGCAAGUCAGUGUGAUUGAGCCAGGACAUUUCGGGGGAGCAACAGCCAUUCUUCGCGAACACAAUAUUGAAAUGUUCAGAAGGAGACUGUUUGACGGUUUCAACUCGGCCAGUGAUGACGUCAGGAGGGUGUACCCACAACAACUGGCAGAACAGGUUGUCGAUGACCUGUACACCGCUGCAAAGAAAUCACCGACAUCAUGCGACGCCGUCCUAGACAUCAUGGAACGUCAGUUGGUAGAGGUCAAGGUCAGCCCGAGAUAUCUCAUCGGGGGAACGAAUUCACUGGUGGACUUUCGUGUGGUGUACAUAUUUCUGAAACCGUUCCUGCCGGACCAAGUGUUGGAUUACCUGUUAGAGACUGUACCAGUCUGAGAAUUGUGGUAACAUCGAGUAACCAAUAUAUUAAACACGCAAUGCACGAGCGGACAUGUAGCAGCAUAACGAGUUCACUGUUGCAAAUAUACGAUACGUAGGAAAAGGUAUCCCAUUAUUACUUUUAAAGCAUAAAUUAUUUUACCAUGAUUUUCUCUUCAUUUAAAGUUAUUGUUUGUGUCUUUCUUUUCGAAAUUUCGAGUUUUUUGUCGUUAUUUCUAAUAUACUUUCGUGAUUUCGAAUAUGUUCUCUUUAUUUCAAUCACUUUCUCGUAAUUUCAAAUUAAUUUAAUUCUCGUUACUUCGAUAAAUAUCUGGUAUUUGGAGUGUAUUCCCGAUGUCACGUGUUUGUCACAUGGGUAAUGAUUGGUGACGCCUUUUCGAACACGUGUUAAUACGUUCAAAAGUAGUCAGCCUCACUUAGAAAAUUAUACAAAUGCAGCUGAUUUUAUGUUUUAUCAUUCGACAUAUUGCCUGUCAACCUCAAGCAAAAUAGUUUUCUGCCAGCCUCAUGAUUUCCAAUUUGUUUGACUUUUAUCUUGGAAAAGAAAAUUUGUAAGAAAAAACAUUUUGAGUGUUUGGGAUAUGCAGAAGUCUGCUACAAUCAGACUUAGAUGUUAAAGUGCAUAAGAAAGCAACUUGAAACUACAAUCGUUUGUUAAAGUUGGACACUACCCACCCCCAUUUCAGAUGACGAAAUCACAUCGACAUAACUGUCUGAAUAUAAAUCAUGCAAUCCAAAUCACGGAAUGUUAAUUAUCACGGGAACAUAUUUUUUAUGAUGUUGUCUAAGGGCAUACCAUCAUCCAAGAGGUACCACAUGACAGAUCGUUUUUCGUUUUCUGCAAUUUUAUAUUCCAUAUAUGUGUGUAUUUUAUAUAUGUCUGUAUGUCUGUCUGUCUAUCUGUCUGUCUGUGUAUGUAUGGAUCUGUGUAUGUGUGUGGGACGGAUGGAUGGAUGGAUGGAUGGAUGGAAAAUUAACUGUUAGUUAAAUUAACAAUGACGGUCGAUGAUAUAAACUGACAAUAUGUUUGGGAUCUGGACAAUUCGAGAGAACCAUGUCUGUGACACAAGCACAUAGCAGGUUCAACGAAAAUGAAAGAUAAAGUACAACGCAUUACGUAGACAACCGCUACUUCACCAUAUCAAAGUUCGUCAAAAGAGUGUUUGAUUGUCCAUGGUGCAUUUUUAUCGAUUAGUACGAAAGAACAUUAGAUGCUGCUAGAUAUGUUCUUUUUACCAUGGAUGGUAGUAACAUCUGCACAGCUGUAUUGCCCACUCGUGAACAAUUAAUAAAUCUAUCCAGAGGUUAUUAAAUGUUAUAUGUAUGUAAUAUAAUAUAUAUUAUAAUGUAUACGUUGAACCUAGUGACAUUUGCAAAUCAAUUGUGAACUUCAUGUUUAUCACUAUAUUCGUUUGUGUAUUAAAUAUUUCAUAUUUCUCAUAGAAUAAAUGUGCGCAGCAUGAUUGGUUCAUAUGAUA